CGACAAGGCGGUUGGGCCUAAUACUACGGAAAGUGAUUGUGCCCGUGAUUACCUGACCCGUCAUGGAGGGGGAGGAGGUUAUGGCGCCCCCGAUUGAUGACAACCCCAGAGCUAAAAAAAAGAGUUUGCCCAAGAGAAAGUCCUCGGUCAGCAGCCUUGUGGUGCCCGCCACCCCGGAGGGAGGCAGCUCAAGGAGACAUUCUCUCAGAAGAGGCAGUUCAUUCACCUUCCUGACCCCUGGGCCACAAUGGGACUUUACUCUGAAAAGAAAAUUAUCAGAAAAGGAUGAAGAUUUCUAUAAGCUAUGUUCUAUAUGUAUGAAAGAGCCAAGUAAUAAGCGAGUGCGACCUUUAGCGCGAGUAACCUCCUUAGCAAACCUAAUUUCCCCUUCGAGAAAUGGAGCAGUCAGACGUUUUGGGCAAACCAUCCAGUCGUUCACUAUGCGGACUGAAAACAAGUCUCCAAGCAGUACACAAAAGGCUUGCAGCAAGGUGGGAGCCCCUACCCCACCCAAAAGGAGAAACAGUGUCCUGUGGUCCGAGAUGUUAGAUAUCAAUAUGAAGGAAACUCUAAGCACCAAAGAAAUUAAACGGCAAGAGGCUAUUUUUGAAAUGACAAGAGGAGAGCAAGACCUUAUUGAAGAUCUCAAAUUGGCAAGAAAGGCCUAUCAUGACCCCAUGCUUAAGCUGUCUAUUAUGUCAGAGGAAGAACUUGCACAAAUAUUUGGCGAUUUGGAUGCCUAUAUUCCCUUGCAUGAAGAAUUUUUGACUAAACUUGGAGAUGCAACAAGAGCUGAUGGGACAGUUGGCCAAAUUGGUCAAAUACUUAUUAAUUGGUUACCAAGGCUUAAUGCUUACAAAGGGUACUGCAGCAACCAGCUGGCUGCAAAAGCGCUUCUUGAUCAAAAGAAACUUGACCGUAGGGUUCAGGAUUUCCUUCAACGGUGUCUUGAAUCUCCCUUCAGCCGUAAGCUAGACUUGUGGAGCUUCCUUGACAUUCCCAGAAGCCGACUUGUUAAAUAUCCACUGCUGUUGAAAGAAAUCCUUCGUCACACCCCUAAGGACCAUCCAGAUGUUCAGAGUCUGGAAGAAGCUUUAUGCCUAAUUCAAGGAGUGCUUGCUGACAUCAACUUGAAAAAAGGCGAGUCUGAGUGCCAGUAUUACAUAGACAAGCUGGAGUACCUUGACGAUAAACAGAGAGACCCUCGCAUUGAGUCCAGCAAGGUGCUGCUAUGUCAUGGCGAGCUGAAGAAUAAGAAUGGACAUAAGCUCUAUCUCUUCCUUUUUCAAGACAUCCUUGUUUUAACGCGGCCAGUUACACGGAACGAGCGCCACUAUUACCAAGUGUACCGGCAGCCCAUGCCUGUCCAGGAGUUGGUUUUAGAGGAUCUCCAAGACGGUGAUGUGAGGAUGGGCGGCUCAUUCAGAGGGGCAUUCAGUAAUUCCGACAAAGCUAAAAAUAUCUUCAGGGUCCGUCUUCGUGAUGUUUGUCCAGGCCAGAGCCACACUCUCCAAGCCAAUGACGUGUUCCACAAGCAGCAGUGGCUUAACUGUAUUAGAUCAGCCAUAGCUCCUUACCAGCAAGCGUCUCCAACAGAAGUGAAGGAACUUCCGGAUCUCAGCGAAGAAUGUGAAGAGAACCAACCACCAGUUCAAAACACCAAAGCACAGCGAAGGUCGUCCACCAUAUCCGGCAUUGUUGAGAUGGACCUUGAGGAAAAUGUGCACAGUCCUGUUUCAGACACAGCAGACGUUACCAAGAGUACAAAAACACAAAAAGCACAGACUGGGAGCUGGAAAAGCAGAGAAAAGACACAUAGCGUCAAGCGGAAAGAGACCUUGGUUUAAUUUGCAAUCUGACUCUUGGAUGGACUUGUUAUUUAUAAAUUUGUACAUUUUGUCUUCAUGCAAUGUGAGCAUGCUGGGAUUAUUUCACUGAUCCUACUGUGUUUGUUACCCCUUUUCAGUGGCAGCUACUGGUAUUCAGUUAACACUGUUAAAACUGGAGUCUGUUUUUAUUCUUUUUUAUUUUUAUAAUUGGUAAAAGCAGAAUUAAUAAAAUGUAUAUACUGUAGUUCAUUGACCUUUUAAAGGUGCUUUCUGCCAAUGGUGAAGUGUCAUAUUACAGCACUUUUGUGGGCUAUAAUGUACAGCGAGGGUUGUUAAUACCGUGUAUUUUUUUAAAGGGUUUAUCCAAUCCGUACCCCUCUCAGCACUUCAACCCUUUGGCUGCCAGCAAUGGCUGCAACAAAAAGCUCCGCUAUCUCUGCCAGCCAGGGGUUAAAUCAAUAAUCUGAGCCAAUAAUUUGUUCUUUUGCAGAACACUCUAGCCAUGUGUUUGUUUUAGUUCUAAAAAUCUGGAGCAACACUAAAAAAAACAGACUUUAGUAUGUUAACAGGUUUUCAACUUUACCUACUGGAAAUGUUUGUCUUUAUUUGUAAACUGUACAUUCCUCCUUUAUAUUUGUAUUCUGACAAGUAUUUAAUUUUUUUUAAGUAGAAUAGAGGGUUUUUUAUUUUUAAUUCAUAUUAUUGUAUUUGAGACUUUUUUUUCAAGAUGGCUAUUCAUUUCCCAGACUAGUACGUUUUCCAAGUUUCUAUGCAAGAUUGAACAAAAGAAAUAUUAAUGGGGAACUUGUAUAAAGAAACCUUUUCCACUAUGCACAUUGUGUGCUUUAGUUUUCUAAGAUUAAGUCGGCUCUUUAGAAGGAUUAAGUAAGUCAUAUAUUAGGUUGAUCUGUUCUGCGUAAUGGUUUUAUUUUAUAAAGAUAGGCCUAUUCAUGGCACCAAGGAAAUGAGUUAGAAGGAUUUAGCAUGUUGUAGAAAGUCAGUGGGCAAGUUGCAAAUAUUUUAGAAUUUAGAACAGAUGAAGAAUCUACUAACUAACUAAUGAAAGCAAAUUGGGUUUUGCUAAAUUUUAAGUAUUUGGAUUGAUUAAAGAGAGAGAGAGAUAGAAAAAAAAGAUAAGUAAUGAGAUAAAAAGGAAAUUUUGUAGUUUUCUGCUUUUGAAUGAUACAAUCAGUGUUUUAAAAAAGAAUCCCAUGUCCACCCCAAUCUCUUUACUGUAUUUUGCUUAUACUGUAAAAUUUGUUAUGUAUCUUGGAUUUGGUUACGUACCAGCAGGAACUCAGAUAUUGUAUAUAAAUGAAAUGUUUUGGAGUUUUUUUCUGUAAAUGUAUUUGUACAGCUAUAAGUCUUCAAAUACAAUAAAAAAAACUUGACAUUCUAUGCAAGAAUCAUUCUGUCCCCUGUAACUGUUUUUAGUACCACCUUGUUUAUAAAAAUGUUCUUGAAUAGUCAAACAAGACACCUUUAACUAUCAGCAAGUGUGCAUGAUUAGAUACUCAGUAGUAGGUUGUUUCCUGCAUGCUUUGAUUUAUUUAUUAUCUAGGAUUGCAAGGGUUAAAUGCUCUAUGCUUUCCCAAAUCCUUUUUUCUAAUGGGGCAGAAUCCUAAAUGAAUUGGCCAGAUGAAAUAAGUGGUCUGCUUGAUAGGAUGUAGUAAAUCAUGGUGACAACAGAUCUUACUAUUUCCAUAGCAGAUUGUAAUAAUAAAAAAAAAAGUUGUUAGCUCUGGACUAACUCAUACUCAAACAGUAAAAUAUCAGAAAUUAUCCUUACAGGUUAUUAUCCAAACUGUAUUUCAUAAAUAUAUGGUAAGCUAGUGGGGUUUUCUUUUAAACGAGUAUAAACAUUCUACAAUGCGUCAUAAUUUAGGGCUAUGUAAAAAAUAAUUUGUUGCCACACAGGCCAGUAUAUUUUGUACAUACAUUAUGGUAAUCCAUAACAUAUAUAUAUAUAUUGAUGAGUGAAAUACCUGCUGUGAUAUGGGGAGCAUUACACAAUAGGUUUGAUGGGUGGAGUCUUAAAUUGCCAAAGCUCUAAGUUGACUGUCCUGUUUGUGGACACAGCAAAUGAAUGGAUGUUUAAUUUGUGUUGGAUAUAUCUUUGAAUUGAUUGAACUCUUUGGACUUUCUUUUUUGACAUCCACAAGGAACACAUCCUAUUGGAUGUUCCCACAGGCGUCUAACCUUACUGGUAUUGCACGUUUAGUUGGUUGUUUUGUUUCUGAAUGGAUUUUACAACAAUAUGCUAAUAUUUGUAUGUCACUUGCAUUUUUGUUUUGUUUUGUUAAAAAAGCUCUGUGAACUAUUUUCUCUAAGAUUAAAUAUUAUUUAAUCGGC
Bombina bombina (fire-bellied toad) is the source of this 4181-nucleotide messenger RNA. It is a transcript of the gene NET1, whose product is annotated as neuroepithelial cell transforming 1. Gene Ontology annotation, biological process: intracellular signal transduction; positive regulation of Rho protein signal transduction. Bases 63 to 1847 code for a protein of 594 amino acids. The transcript has 13 exons. Gene Ontology annotation, molecular function: guanyl-nucleotide exchange factor activity. The record is from RefSeq and is a predicted model, not a curated record. NCBI's taxonomy places the organism in Eukaryota, Metazoa, Chordata, Amphibia, Anura, Bombinatoridae.